GCGUUGCGGGCGCAGCAGUUGAAAAGCGUACGCCGUGAGCGACAGACACGCCGCAGUCGAUCCGUUCGAGUUCGCUCCACACCGCUCUGUUCCGCUUCGAUCCGUAACCCCACCCGUGGAUCGAUCCUCCGGACGGAUAAAUCACAGCCGGCGGAGUUCACUUAGCCAAAACCCAAAAAGGUGACCCAGUAGGUCAGCCCAACCGGAGUUGACCGUACCCCACCGUGAGUGUGCGUGCGUGUGUGUAGAGAAAGUGGCGGCGAGAGGCAGUACGUGCCGCCAACAGAAUUUUCCGAGUGUGCCGGGUAACGUGAGACGGGAAUUUCAGGCGAAAAAACAACCUGAAAUCCAUUUGCCGCAAUUUGAGGAACCAGAAGCAGCGACAACGACAUGUGUAAACGCUAACGAGCCCGAAAGCGCGAACAAUUUGAUUGAUUUUGAUUGACAUGCCACUCAGCGCAUGCCACCCACUACGAAAAAGUGACUGAAAAUAACACAGAGAGAGGGGGGGGGCAAAAAAUAAACGAAAAACUUGAGUAACAAUCGCCACGAACACAAGCCACCACAAAUAUUCACUAAAACUCAAACAAAGAGCAAACAAAUAUUGAAACGCGUAUCAAGCACUUUCGGGUCUAAAAAAUAAUUGCCUUAAGGGCUGUCAGCGAAAGUGCCAACAAAACUGGGAAAAAUAGCCACCCAACACAGGCCCAGGAAACAAAAUGCAAUCAAAUCAAGGCCCAUAAAAACCGCACAAAACAAGCUCGCAAAAAAUCAUACAAAAUAAUAAUAAAAAUCCACAGCAUCAGGCGGCUAAUCAACUACAACAAAAUAACCGAAAAAAUAUAUACAAAUAUCUAAAAAAAAAAAAAAAAAACGCUGAGUUGGGCAACUGUUUUUUUUCGGCAUCACAGUCAGAUUUCCCACUCCCCUUUUGCUGUGUCAGUGUGUAGUGGUCUCUUUUAUUGUAUAUGUAUUUGUGUGCCGCCUGCGUAUGAAAAAAGGAUAAAAUAUGCCGGCAUUGAUUUUCUUCGGCGACAACAACUACAACAACAGCAACAGCAUCAGCAUCAUCAGCUAAACAGUAACUGCCAUAAUAAGAAACGAGAAAAGUUGCAGGAAUCGAGGGUAAACUUUUUCGGACAUUUUCGGUUACUUUUUGGACAACUAAGCUGCGGAUGAUUAAAGCGAUAAUAAGAUCCGCAAAAUACUGGGAAAGCUCUUAAAAGAUUCAUUGCGACACUUGACCACACAGCGGAGUGAGCGAUAAUGGCGCCAAAGGAAUUCAAUGAAUCAGAUUUAAUUCCCCAAGAAAAUCGCUGCAAAACGAACAAUUGUUGGAGAAUAAUGAGGCGAAAUCGCAUUAGGUGCGGCAGCAUCUGCGAAAGUCUCUAAUUGUCAAUGGCUAAAUAAUUGAGGGCCGAGAGCAAAGGAAGCGAACGGAGGGAAAACGAACAGAACGUAAUAGCAUUAAGGAAAAAUCCAAACGAAAAUCACUUUAAAUGCUAAACAGCUGGUUGCCGGCGGAGGCGAUAUAAAAACAACAUAAAACGCCUUCGGCCCUUUAAGCGUCCAUUAAAAAUUUAAUAACUUUGCCCCGGACCAAAUGCAAUUUUGUGAAAUUUUCUAGCAAAAUUAAUUAGUCGAACAAUCCAUCAAGGCCGGACCUUACCAUAGCCAGCGCCAGCAAAUUAUGCUGGCUAUCCCGAAGGCUGGUCCGCAAAAAGGUACAAAAUCCCGCAGAGAAGGAAGAAGCAACGUGAACGUGACCAUCCACAGUUUGGGCCGAGGAUAUUUCAUCCAGACCGUCCUUUGGCCCAGCUCACGUGCGUGGCCUAAGCUGGCAAAAUAUUGACCAGGCCGACAGAUUCGGGCCACGGGGGCGGGGGGCAGACGGCCGAAGCCCAACACUUCAAAGGCCGCAGCGAAUGUAAUUUUAAUCAAAAAUUGCUCAGCCCCAAGGAAUCCCAAUACAGGAAUUGAGGUCGCUAAUCCUUCUUAAAGGCAAACGAAGGCGGCAUUUAACGACACACAAAACAACUUCGACAAGAACUCGCGGCAAAUGCAUUACAUUAUAAUUUCAUUAAGGACAAAAGGCUUGCUCUGAAACAACGUAGCAGGGAGAUAAAGCAGGCAGAAAGGAGAGCGGAGAAAGGAGAAAAGAGAACGGAGAAAGUGAGAAAGCCGCAAGAGGCGACAAUAGCCUCCAAGCCCAUUGGCAUUGCCUACUUGUGGGCGCUGUCAAGCGAUAAUCAAGAGCCAGGCAUUUUUAUGAAAUUAAUACAAAAGCGGCGGCUGAAGGAGUAGAAGUGGAAGCGGAAGUGGCAGCGGCAGCGGCAGCGGAAGUGGCAAUGGCAGCCAUGACAAAAGCACCGGCGACAGGACAAUGAUGGGCGGCCCUCUGACAGCGAUUAAAGUGGAAAAGGCGCUGCUUUUAUGGCCCGACACAGCGUCGAGUAGACGUGACCGCGUCCGAUCGGCUAAUAAUAUUUGCCCGCUCCACAAACUGCGCUGCAUAAACUGACAUGCAGAUGCCAACGUGAGCCAGCUGUCGAUAAUCAUUACUUGAGCGUUAGAGCUAAGAGAGAAAGCAAGAGAUACAGAGAAGUUCCCAAAACACUAAAAGGCAGUGGCACAAUGAGGUGUCUGCAGUUUCUGGUACCCCUUUUGGCCGUUUUGGCCCUCAGUCGAGCCUGUCCGCCCGAGGUGUGCGUGUGCAAGUGGAAGGGCGGCAAGCAGACGGUUGAGUGCGGCGGCCAGCAGCUGGCCAACCUGCCCGAGGGCAUGGAUCCGGGCACCCAGGUGCUCAACUUCAGCGGCAACGCGCUGCAGGUGCUGCAGUCGGAGCGCUUCCUGCGCAUGGAUCUGCUCAACCUGCAGAAGAUCUAUCUGUCGCGCAACCAGCUGAUCCGCAUCCACGAGAAGGCCUUCCGUGGGCUGACGAACCUGGUGGAGCUGGACCUCAGCGAGAAUGCGCUGCAGCAUGUGCCCAGCGAGACGUUCCAGGACUACAGCUCCCUGAUGCGCCUCUCGCUGAGCGGCAAUCCCAUCCGCGAGCUGAAGACGUCCGCCUUUCGCCAUUUGGCCUUCCUCACCACCCUCGAGCUGUCCAACUGCCAGGUUGAGCGCAUCGAGAACGAGGCCUUCGUGGGCAUGGACAAUCUGGAGUGGCUGCGGCUGGACGGCAAUCGAAUCGGUUUCAUCCAGGGACCGCACAUCCUGCCCAAAUCGCUGCACGGCAUCAGUCUGCACAGCAACCGUUGGACCUGCGACUGCCGCCUGCUCGACAUCCACGCCUGGCUGGUCAACUACAACACGCCGCUGGCGGAGGAGCCCAAGUGCAUGGAACCGGCGCGACUCAAAGGCCAGGUGAUCAAGGGCCUGCAACGCGAGCAGCUGGCCUGCCUGCCCGAGGUGAGUCCGCAGUCCAGCUACACGGAGGUGAGCGAGGGGCGCAACAUGUCCAUCACGUGCCUGGUGCGGGCCAUACCGGAGCCCAAGGUGCUCUGGCUGUUCAACGGCCAGGUGAUGAGCAACGAUAGUUUGGUGGACAACCUGCACAUGUACUACUACAUCGACGAGACCAUCGGCGGCAGUGGCGCCGAGGAGAAACGCAGCGAGAUCUUCAUCUACAAUGUGGGCGCCGAGGACAAUGGCACCUUCUCGUGCGUGGGCCAAAACAUAGCGGGCACCACCUUCAGCAACUACACCCUGCGGGUGAUCGUCAAGGAGCCGCCGGUGGUCAAUGAGGUCUCUUUUCCCAGGGACUACAUGAACUACAUUGUGGCCAGCAGUGCCGGCGGCGGCAUCAUCUUUGUGGUGCUGCUCUGCACCAUUGUCGUGAAGUGUAAGCGCGUCUCGGAGCCGGCCAAGCAGCGGAAGAAGUGCGACCAGGUGACGAGCAUAGCCGGCGGCACGGACUCCUCCGCCGGCAGUGGUCAGGACACGGGCAUGGGCAUGAUGAAGUGCGCCUCCAUUCUGAACGAUGGCGGUGAUAGUUUGAGCGGCAAUGCCGGACUUCUCAUGGGCGAUACACUGACGCCCACCAAGGCGGUGAAUGGAGCAGCUGGCGGAGGUGGUGGCAUUAUCCUGGGGAACCAGAUGAAGCAGAACCUGCUGCUCUACACCACGCCCAAUCCCGCCCAGCAGCAGCAGCAACAGCUUCAGCUAAAUGUGAACCUGAUGGGACCUGGACCGGGCUCACCGCCGCUGCUCCUCAGCAAUGGGCAUGGCCUGGCGGCGGCCUACUGCUCGCCACCCGCCUCCCUGCGCAACUACCAGGAGAAGAAUCCCGACUUGGUCAACGAUGCGGAGAGCGUGAAGCACAAGCUCAAGACGGCGGUGAGUUUGGACGGAGCCGGGGAGUACGAGACGCAGAGCGAUUGUGGCCAGUACGAGGGCUGCUACCAGCUGGCCACCGCUCCACAUCCUCACCAGGGUCAUCAGGGUCACCAGCAUCCUCAUCCGGUCCACCCACUGAUGGGUCGAUUUGCCCAGGCCAUGACCACAUUGCCGCGCGGCAUGCAACUGAAGCCAGCCCCCCACCAGGUGGACGUGCAUCUGAACCCAGUCUGCUUCCUGGGUCAGGAUGGAUCCUUUGCCUACGACUACAGCAGUGCCCAUCUGGUGCAGCAGCCACCGCAGCAGCAGCAGCAGCAGGUGCAGCCCGCCAGCAACUUUUAUCGCACGCUGCCACACAACAGGUUGCACAAGCAGCAGCAAUUCCAGGCGGCGGCAGCGGCAGGCCAACACGUGGGUGGCGGCAAUCCCACCCUGCGCUACAGCCUUGAGGCCGAGUUCAUCCAGAGGGGUCCCACGGUGAGCUACGAGAAGUACCAGCUGCCCAAUGUCCGCUUCACGGCGGAGGGCUAUCCACAGCAGCAACAGCAACAGCAGCAACAGCAGCAGCAGCAGCAACAGUUGCAGCUGCAGCAGCAACAUCAGUUCCCCUCGCCGCCAGAGGGCUACAAGAGCGAUCUGACGGUGAUGCCGGCGCCGUUUCAACAGUGGCCCAGUUGCCUGCCCGGCUACCGCUUUGCCCAGUCGCCCACCAGUCAGCCGGCGGUGGCCACGCCCCCGCCACCGCCAAUAGUGGCCCCACCGCCAGCUGCCAACGGCAGCAGCAGCACAUCAACCAUCCCAGAGCUGGACGAAAGCGAGGCGAGUUCGCCGCGCGUCGAGGAGGCAGCCUGCUCGACAACAACGCCACCUGGCGGCGGUGAGGAGAACAACCCGGACAGCGGGAAGCUCAAGCAGCUGAAUGGCCCGCUGGCCGACAGUCCCGACGAGGGCUACGUGGGCGACGGCCAGGAGACCAGCGACAUCUGACCCAGCCAGCAGUCGAGCAGCCAGGACGAAGCGGCCUUAGACGAUUCAGUGGCCCUGUAAACGGCCAGGCUGAUCAGCACAAAUCACUCAUAGCCUAGGUUCACUCUUCACAUGCUUCCGUCCCCUGAUUUCGCACACUGUUCCCCUUCCCCCACCCCCUCCCUUCUGUUGGCCUGCCCGCAAAGAAACCAGCAAGCAAACAAAAGACAGACCCAAGUUUAACCCAAUAAUUGGCAGGAGAGAGCUCGAGUUGCGAGUUGCGAAAGGAAGAAGGCCCAGAAAACCAAAUAAAAGGCGCAGGGCAACUUUGCACACAACCGAAUGGGAAAUACCACAGUUGAGACUUUUGUUUUUUUUUUUUAUGAAUUUGUAUACGUAUUUCCGAUAGCCUCUGUUAUUAUAAACACUUGUAAUUUUGAUAGUUACAAAUUUAAUUCUAUGUUUAUACAAAUUGAGGCUUUUUUCAGAAGAUUGCAAGCACCACUUCGCCACUUUUCCGCAGGACUCCUUGCGUUUAGGGUAUUUGGCAGCACAAUAGACGGGGGGGACCUAACCUAAUAAAGCCGAAAAACAAAGACGCCGCUAAACAAAAGCCUCUUGUCGUUGUUUGUUUCUGUUUGCUGCGUGCUUCGAGUGGCAAGCUGGCAGCAUUUUAUUUCCGCAGAUGUAAUUGAAAAACUUUUUCAUUUAAUAUAAAGUUUUCAGCAGCUUCCCCGCAGCACAAUGGCCCAGAGAGAAAGAAAGAAAGAAAGAAGAAAGCGAAUGGCGCUGGUGGGGGAGGGGGAGCGGGGGUGGUUAGGCUUGAAGAAAUCCCAGGCCUACGACUAGACAUGUGUGGGUCCCAGUGUUUCUGCCGAUUGAGUUGUCGUGCUCUCGCCGGCGUUGUUAGUUGACAAUCGACGGGGAAGGGGGAGGGACCACCGCCCACCCCUUUUGGAACCACUUCACAGGGUUCCAAACCGGUGGCUCACUUCAGAGCCAAGUGGCAUGUGUUUUCGCCAUGGCGACACCUGCUCCACGCGACACAAAGGACUCGGGAGUCCGGACUCCAAACUCAAGGACCUUUCACAGCAAAGGACCAAGUCGAGAAUUCCGGCCGAAAAUCGCGAGUGGCAUUAAGGGCUUCCCCUUUGUAGUGUGCUCUAGUUUAUGAAAUUUUAAUUCGGGCCACAUCCGCUCCAGUGUUGUAUUUGAAUAAUUUAUUGCCUUUAAGCAAUCCUUUUUCGCCCAUUUGAUUCUCCCGCCUUAAGUUUGUUGUAUCGAAUCGAACAGACGACAUGAACACAAGUGUUUCCGGGUAACAUUAAAGUAGAUAUCGUAAAUUAGAGCGGCUAGCAUUGUAAGAAACUAACUAAAUAUAGGCUAAACCCAACCGUUUGAGACUUGUAUGUAAAUGUAGCUAUAGAAAUCGUUAAAACGGAGCCCAAGCUUUCCCUUUUAACGUGAAUGUUCUGUAAGGUGUUCAAGACUUUGUAACAUAAAUUGAAAUGAAAUCGAGAGCAGAUGAGUUUGCAAAAUGCUUGCAAAGUGUUUUGAAGAAUGUAAAAAACAAAAAACAAACAAUGAGCAAUGGGAAAAAUGCAUGUGAGGAAGAGAGGGCAGAAGCAAUCAUUUAAGCACAGUAUGGAAUAUUGUAAAUUGCAUAAAUAAAUCAUUAGACGUAAGAACAAAGCAAACACUAACACCUGCAGACACACUCACACACCCUAACACACUCGUACUCAGAAUGAUUUGUGUAUGAAGCAAACGAUUAAGUUUUAUGUUCACCAAGUGAGUUAGUUGGCAAGAUGCACAUAAAGGAAUAUAGCAGCAGAAACUAAAUUAACAAAGCAAAAAUACCACUCAAAACAAUUUUAGCCUAGCAAACUGUUUAAAUCUCAGCGCAAAAACACAGACACACUCAACGGUAUAUUAAACAAAAGAACUGCCUGCUGGCAAAUUAAUUUUAAAUAUUAUAUGGCAUACACUACAAUAUAAAGAGAAUGUUUAGCAUUAAGUUAAUGGUUAGGCCAGGCAGAACAUAUACGCAUAAACCGAAUAUAAAGGGCCAUAAACGGUCGCAGAACAUUUAACGGAUGUCAGAGUUGGAUGAUGUCGGAUGAAGAACAAUGGGAGGACACACAAUCUAGUUAUAAAUUAGUUUUCUAAGUUAAAUUAAAAUUAAAAUGCAUAAAGAUAAUAACAACAAACGCAAAGUGUAAAAAGUAUAAGAGAGAAAUUAAACCGAAUAAAACGCAUUAAACUGAAGAAUUUAAUAAAAACUAAA
Molecule: messenger RNA, 7591 nt
Organism: Drosophila elegans
Lineage: Eukaryota; Metazoa; Arthropoda; Insecta; Diptera; Drosophilidae
Gene: kek2
Exons: 5
Coding region: 2635-5325 (896 amino acids)
Molecular function (GO): protein binding
Source: RefSeq, a predicted model, not a curated record